This is a messenger RNA of Umbelopsis ramanniana AG, 2156 nucleotides long. RefSeq lists its product as uncharacterized. Bases 381 to 1913 code for a protein of 510 amino acids. Gene Ontology annotation, molecular function: hexose transmembrane transporter activity. Gene Ontology annotation, biological process: monosaccharide transmembrane transport. Lineage: Eukaryota; Fungi; Mucoromycota; Umbelopsidomycetes; Umbelopsidales; Umbelopsidaceae. The record is from RefSeq and is a predicted model, not a curated record. Gene Ontology annotation, cellular component: membrane. The transcript has 2 exons.
AAACGAAUGACUUUUGACAAAACCGCAAGUGAUAACGUUGGCGAUAACGCAAACGAUACGGCGCAAGGGCAUGUCUGAGUUUCUAGUCUCCGCCAAUGGUUAGUCGAUUUACUCAACGUCAGCAAUAUUGCAGCUAUAAAGGAUUGCGCUGAAGACACAAGGAAGGUAGUCUAGAAACAAACUAGAAGCUUUACUUUUAUAUGUUGUAGGCUCUUCACAAUAAGUCUUAAAGUGCUGUGUUAUAGAAAAUAGCUUGCACCAUCAAGCGUGGGCAUUGUACCUUUUCCGCGUGACCUCAACUUACAGCGAUUUUACGCCAUCAUCCGCCUGCCCUGAACUUUGUGUCUUUGCUCUUUCAUACUCGCUUGGACUUAUCAUCGAUGACGGGUCAAGUGAAUACUUACCUUGUGUUUAUGGUGUUUACGAUUGCCUUGGGUGCGUUUCAAUAUGGAUACCAUAUAGGUGAACUGAAUACCCCGCAAGCUAUCAUAUCCAAGUGUAAAUCACACGAUUACGACCCUGACCCCGAUCCCAGCACGUUCUAUGCCUUGCUUCCACCAUGCAUACCCAUGAGUGAUUCCACAUUUUCCUUGGUGGUGUCCAUGUUGAAUGUCGGAGGUCUGCUGGGUGCCAUAUUAGCUCCUCGAUUCUCUGAUCGGUUUGGUCGCAGAUUGACCCUGUUUGGCAAUACUGGCUUGCUCUUGCUUGGGUCACUUUCCAUGGGUCUCGCCACUAAUCUCUAUAUCCUCCUGUGGGGUCGCUUCUUAGCUGGUGUAGGUUCUGGCAUCAUCACAGUGAUAUGUUCCACCUAUAUUGCCGAAUGUGUGCCUGAUGAUCUGCGAGGUAUCUUUGGUGUAUGCAACCAGCUCGGUAUUGUUCUCGGAAUCCUUGUUGCGCAAGUGCUUGGGAUGUUUUUAUCCACACUGUCCGGUUGGCGAUGGAUUCUUUUGAUUGGCGCAUUUUUAUCGCUUUUUCAAGCCAUCUUGCUUCCAUUUUGUGUGGAAUCCCCACGUUACCUAGCGGCCAAAGCCGGAGGUUAUAAUGCGGCCAAAGCUAGUCUGGUCAAACUGCGCGGAACUGAAUUCGUCGAAGAUGAAAUAAAUUCGUGGCGACGAGAUUGGGCUGAAGAAGCUGGCGAGCAGCAACAACUUUUGAAUGAACUCGAUGAUCCACAGGAGGAAGGAGGACAAGCAGACCACCAUACACCUUUAGUCCACCCGUCAAAAGCCCAAAAUGUGGGUAUGUUCAGUUUUCUCACGUCACCUCUUUAUCGCAAACCCUUGUGUAUUCUUCUUCUACUCCACGUUACACAACAAUUUUCUGGGAUCAAUGCGGUCAUUUUCUACUCAACCUCCAUCAUGACUCCUAUCCUGCCUCAAUACUCUGACAAGAUCACAGUGUUCAUUUCACUUAUCAAUGUUACCAUGACCCUUGUGUCUGGUUACCUCAUGGAUCGACUAGGGCGAAGAUCGCUCUUUCUAUAUUCGUCAGGCAUUAUGGCUGCUGUGACCCUCGUACUUGCAUGGAGUAUGGACACUAACAUGUGGCCUUCCCUAUCAGCUGUCGCGAUCAUUGGUUUCGUUGCUGCAUUUGCCGUGGGCCUUGGUCCUAUUCCAUUCUUAAUGGUUCCAGAAAUUGUAGAUACCCAGGCGGUGUCUACAGCGAGUUCUAUUGCGCUUUCCACCAAUUGGAUUUGUAACUUUGUUGUCUCCGCUGGAUUUCUUGUUGUUCGAAAUGCCCUAGGAGGAGGAGGCAAGGUGUUUUACUUGUUUGCUGUGAUACUGGCCAUAGUAUGGGUCAUUGCCUACCGAAUUCUUCCCGAAACCAAGGGCCGUAGUGUAGAAGAAGUGGUUCGAUCGAACUGGGCAGUUAAACUUAAUUCUGUCAGAUUCCAACCACGUAGCAUAGCGUAAGCUUAAUUCCAUGUAAUAUACACCGCAUUGUGACAAUUGGCUAGCUCGGGUAGCACUCAGAGCAUGUGAAAAGAGGACUGUGGAGUUUGCUUAGAUGAGCGUUUUUGUAUGUUUAUGGUAGAGUUCAGUCUGAGAAAAACAUUCAGUAUCCGCUUGAAAGGGAAAAAAAAAAAAUUGGCAAACAUGUUAAAUAAACCCGCGGUAGUAGCAGCUCCUCCACCCCCGCACUCCUCUUUAUUCAUU